CAACGGUGGUGUUGUAUUUGAAAAAAACCAUAAGCUGCUUGACGUUUCGAUUUUCGAUGGUCCGAUCGUAGACUUUUGUAAAAUCUUUUUUUACGUGUAAAUGCCAUUGAUUUACUGGUUUACAAUCGAAACUGUAUAAAAUCGCACAUAGAAAUUACGAAGUCGGUAAAAUUUGCCUGCAUUUAUAAGCGUUAAACAUUGUAGACAGGAAAAAAAAUCUUAAACGAAAAAAAAAAUGGCUGAGUCCGUGGUGGUUUUGGAAGAUCAACUUCAUAAUUCACAUAAAUACUUUUGCCAUAUGUGCUCGGCAGAAGUUGAAAACGUAACUGCAGAGUACACCUGCCCAAUAUGCUCCAGUGGAUUUGUUGAAGCAUUACCAGCUGAUCGCGCACCAGAAUCGAAUCCCGAUGUUGAAAUGCAAGAUGAUCCACACUUUAAUAUAAAUUCCAGACUGACCGAUGAAAUAUCAUCGAUUUUAAUGUCAGUCGCCGGUAACCAGCAACUAUUCGUAGUAGAUGAUAACAACGAUUCAUCCGCUGCACCGACAUCACAACAGGAUGCUGGUAGUCGCCGUCGUCGUAGAUUUAGCGUACACAGUUUACACGAUUUCGAUAGUAUCGUUCAGGAUUUUAUAGUAUCGCUGACCGGUGGUGCAGGUGGUGCCGGUCAACCCAUGUACAUUAUGGGAAAUCCGGGCGACUACGUGUACAGUAGAGAUAGUCUAGACACCAUUGUUACACAACUGUUGUCACAAAUGGACGGUACCGGACCGCCUCCGUUGACAAAAGAUAAAAUUGCUGAAAUUCCAAAAGUUGCUGUUACUGAGGAACAGGCCAAUUCCAAGUUGCAAUGUUCGAUUUGCUGGGAAGAUUUUCAGAUAACUGAAACGGUUAGACGAUUACCGUGCGUGCACAUCUACCAUGAAAACUGCAUAGUUCCUUGGUUGGAGCUCCAUGGUACAUGUCCAGUUUGCCGUAAAACGCUCAAUGAUAAUCCUGAGGAACAGUCACAAGCAGACAUUUCGAAUAGUUUUCGAACAGUAGCUGCCAUGUAUCGAAAUGAGAUGGGAGCAAGUAGUAGUAGCAGUAGCAGUAGUAAUAAUGCGUCCUAUAAUACACCCAAUAUUACCCAACCAUCGAACCGUACGGCAUCCUCAAUAAGACGAACUCGUAGCCUGACCCGACGACAACAACAGCCACCGCCCGCACCACCGUCACAGUCGACAAAUGAACGUAUGCGGGAUGACGAUGGUAACAUUGAUUACGAAUUUGAUUAAAGGAAACAGAAAUUUGUAAUUUAAAGAAAAAUUACGUAAAAAGCGAUGCGAUAUGUGUUGGUUAUUACAUACAGCGUGUCUGAAUUUUGAAUUGGAAAUCAUUUUCUUUUUCAUUUAAUUUUGUUGAAUUGCAAUUUUUUUGCAGAGUGUUUUGCAUGGCACUUUACAAUUAUUAUCGUAACCAAUUUUAUGAACAAAAAAAAAACAAAAAAUGAAAAAAUUCCAUGCAUCGCUUUUCAUUAACCACUCUCCCAUUGUAAAACUUUAUACUAUAAAAAAACGGAAAAACCAACAUCAAGGUCCCAAAAUGGAUGAAAUUAAAAUUGAAUGUAACAAAA
Molecule: messenger RNA, 1614 nt
Organism: Bradysia coprophila
Lineage: Eukaryota; Metazoa; Arthropoda; Insecta; Diptera; Sciaridae
Gene: Iru
Product: E3 ubiquitin-protein ligase Iruka
Biological process (GO): ubiquitin-dependent protein catabolic process
Cellular component (GO): nucleus
Molecular function (GO): ubiquitin protein ligase activity
Source: RefSeq, a predicted model, not a curated record